AUGGACUUAACAAAACAUCGUCAAAUAUUAAAUGAAGAACUACAUCUUAUUAUUAAUGAUUAUAAUCAAUUUAAACAAAUAUUUAAUGAACAAAAACCGAGCUCGCAUGAUCUUUCUUUAAUAGAUCAAAUUAAUCAAUGGAAAAUAGAUUCAAUUAACAAAAUUAAGCAAAAAGCAAAAGAUUGCAUUGAAACUGUCAUUAAAUGCUCACAAACAUUUUUGAAUGAUAUUGAAAAAAGAUUUAAUGAUCUAAAUGAACAAAUAAAACAAUUUCAGAGAGAAAAUGAAUUUAAUGAGAUUAAUUUAAACUAUUUAAGAAAUCAAUUAAGAAAAAUUAAAGAAGAAUUAAAUAAUCCACCAAAGACUUCUAUUGAACAAGAUUGUCAACCAUUUACUAAUGAAAUUUCAAUUAUUCCAUUAGAAAAAAAACCAAAAUUCAAUAAUUGGAAUCAAAAUGCCAUCACUGUGGCUGGUGGAAAUGGAUAUGGAGAGAAUUUAAAUCAACUUAAUUGCCCUGUGGGAAUCUUUAUUGAUAAAAAUAAAAAUAUAUUCAUUGCUGAUUGUUCAAAUCAUCGUAUUGUUGAAUGGAAACAUAAUACAACGGAAGUACAAAUCAUUGCAGGUGGAAAUGGUAAAGGAAAUCGAAUGAAUCAAUUGAAUUAUCCAACAGAUGUGAUUGUUGAUCGACAAAAUCAUUCGAUCAUCAUUGCCGAUUGGCAAAAUAGACGAGUAGUUCAAUGGGUGAAUCAAAAUCAACAAAUUCUCAUUGACAAUAUUGACUGUGGUCGCUU
Molecule: messenger RNA, 791 nt
Organism: Adineta steineri
Lineage: Eukaryota; Metazoa; Rotifera; Eurotatoria; Adinetida; Adinetidae
Source: the annotation of a GenBank genome assembly